AUGGAGGAAGGAGGUUAUGAGUCGCUCUUGAAGGCGGCCGACAACUUUCAGAUGCCGCGGCUGCGAGAGACUUCGACCGGAUCCGCGAUCCAAAGCAAGCCUCUGACGGAGUCGCAGUCUGCGUUCCUCGCGCUGUCAGCGCUCUGCAACUUCUGGCUCCCGACACCUGCCCAGCGGUACGCUCAUCAGUCGUUCCUCGUUCUCGACGCAAACGGCUACCACUCCGUUAAUGUCAAAUACUGCGGAUGCUCCACUACUCUUCCGUACGAGCAGCUUCUGAACGCCGGGUGGUUUCCUGCCUCUACUCAACAGCCCCGUACCGCAUUCACAUUUUCUUUCCUCGACACCUUUCACCGCCUUACGCUCCAGGGGAAAAUAUCCCUUCAUGACUAUUAUCUGGCCGUCGUUCAGAAGACGGACAAUGCUGGUCUAUCCCAUCACGCGUCGAGAUACCAUGAAGCAACCCUAGCUACGAGGCAGUGGGCUCAUCUCAUGGCCCUUAAGCGGGCAGCCCGUGGACAUGACCCGUCAGGAAUCGAGGCAACGUCGAAUGGCGCCCUGGCUGUCGUUUGCCCGGCGUGUCCCCAACCAGGCUGGAACAUCCCGGAUGAUUGGAACCAGCGUCCUCCAGAAGAAAGAUGGAUUUACUCACUAUUCCUCGCUGUCGACGCCUGUUUUCGUCUGAAAAAUAAGGAUAGGAAGAUUAACGAUCCGGAACUCGGCAGCGGCUGGGGAUAUUACGUGCCUGAAAAGGAGUACAAGGAGCACAUCGAGUCGCACGUGGAGAUUGAGGAGACCACGGACCCCUGCGACUCGGCGUUCAACGCUAUCAAACAUAUGAACGCGACGAAGUCGAAACCUGGUGUCAUGUCAGUAAGUGGUGUCGGUGCCGUCAAGUGCGCAAGGCAUGCGCUUGUCCGGCCAAAUGGAGUUGCUGAUCUGCAGAAGGGCGAAAAGUACGUGACAAUGGACUACAUUUUUUGGUCCACGCUUCUUCUUCUCGGGUGCGUGCUCCCCGUCGUUGUCAGUUACGACAUCGCAUGCCAGUGGAAAAAGAACCUUAAGACGCGCCACGCCGCCCUCCCAGCACGUUUUGCGGCACUCUCAGCGAUUACUCUACGCUUUUUUAUUCCAAACCUCCAUGUCCACGGGCACGCAUUGCUCUGUCAAUUAUUAAUGUACUUCCUUCUUCACGAGUAUGUCGGCCUCACGCACGCAGAGACCAUAGAGCAAGAGUGGGCCCACAUCGGCGGCGUUUCUACGAUGACGCGGGACAUGGGCCCGGGCGCACGUCAUCAUACACUUAAUGAUCACUGGGGAUUUUGGAAUUUCCGGAAGGUCGUCGGGAUGGGUGACUUCUUCUUCAAGUCAUUGAUCACAACUCUUCACGAGCGCGCUCGACAUCGACGAGUUUAUGAAGAGCACACCUCGCGAUUUAGUCCCGCUCUCAUUCAAAAGUGGGAGGAGAUGAUCCGCCUAUGGGAGCUUGACCCGAACAAAAAUCCAAAUCCGUACGAAGAGCCCGAACAAGGCAAGUUCGCCAUCAAUGUCAGUCAAUUGCGGAAGGAGCUUGCUGACCAAGACGCCCGAGAUGCCAACAUCAACAAAGCUACGCUUCAUCCCACAACUGCCAAUCUAUUCAUUCGACAGGGAUUCAUUCUGCGCGAUCAGCAAUGGUCCAUCGAGGCUCAGGCCAAGCAACUCAAAGCAAACGCAACGGACACGGCGACGUCCACAUUGCAAGAGCGGCGCACGGCGCUCUAUCGGAGCAUUCAGGAGUGGUACAGCGUUCAAAACUCUUACAUGCCAGCAGCCAUCACCCGUCGCUCUUCUCGGCUUGCGGAGAACGACGAAACGUCCGAUGCCAUCAUCAAAGCUGAGCAUCUUCCGAUCCUGAUGCCCUCCGACAUCCCCGAUGCUCUGCGCAUUUCCGGGUGUGUCGGAGGUGUUGUUGACAUGGAGAAGCAAUACGUCAUCGCUAGAAUGAAGGAUGGACUGGUCAACGUUCGACGCUUCCUGGGCGUCAGGGCUUCCGUGCGUCAAAAGAUCAAGCAUUCGAUGGGCGGCCAGAAAGAUGGCACGCGAUCCAAAACGCUCUGGGACGGGAUAUCGAAGAAGCUCGAACAGUCUGUGUUUACGUACCGCUCGGCAUACGCAGCUGUCAAGAUCUUGGAUCCAUCCGGAGAAUGGUGGAACUACUACCGUCGUUUGUCCGACGACGAUAUCCGUGGUCCAUACCGUGAUGAUGUAUUGGAUGAUUCGGAACGGCGGAGGACACCUUCCUGGGUAUGGACUGCGCCUGAUGCCCGCACUGGCAACACGGAGACUGAUGACAGGGAUGCCGAUGAACACUUGCGCAGCGAAUGGGCGAGGCAGCGGGCACGAUCGCGCAGAUGCGCCGAAGAGGUCGUGCUUCUUGUGGAGGAAAUGAGACGUGUCCUGACCUAUCUCCGUGCGAAGGCUUCCUGGUGGGAUGAACAGCAAGACCAACGGAUCGAAGUGGACCUCCGUCUCAUGCGCGGACUGAACGCUUACGCUCGACGCCAAUCACGCAUACUCACGAGGCUUGGGACAGUCUUCUCGUCCAGAUGGUUACCCUUGCUCAAGGUUUCGGCGCUUGGAGGCAAAUGGAUACCGCAGUUCGAUACAGUCAAGGUCUCGUCUGACGCGCCUUCUAAGAAGUCUUCGCAAUUGAAUGCACGCCAGGCAAUGAUGGCAACGGCAAUGUUGACGGAUGCCACAGCAUGCACGGAAGAUGCAUUUGCUGAAGAAAAACUCUUGGGUGUAGAUGUUGAGGACGAUGAGUAUGCGGCUGACACGGAGGACGAGGAUAGCGACGAGAGCGGCGCGGAAGAUGACACCCCAGACUGGGCGCGGAUCGAGGAAUGA
Punctularia strigosozonata HHB-11173 SS5 is the source of this 2889-nucleotide messenger RNA. RefSeq lists its product as uncharacterized. The transcript is spliced from 13 exons. Lineage: Eukaryota; Fungi; Basidiomycota; Agaricomycetes; Corticiales; Punctulariaceae. Bases 1 to 2889 code for a protein of 962 amino acids. The record is from RefSeq and is a predicted model, not a curated record.